AGUGAGCCGAGCAGAGGGGCCGCCUCCGCCCGCACCCAGCAUGCUUCGCCGAGGCUAUAAGGCCUCUGAAAGGCGAAGACACUUGAGCGAGAGGCUCAGCUGGCACCAAGACCAGGCGCUGAGUAGCAGCAUCUACCUCCUACGAGAGAUGGGCCCCACUGGCUUCCUGCUGAGGGAGGAGGAGCCGGAAUACAUGGAUUUCCGAGUUUUUCUAGGAAAUCCUCACGUUUGUAACUGUUCCACAUUUCCGAAAGGAGGGGAACUUUGUAAGCAUAUCUGCUGGGUCUUGUUGAAAAAAUUCAAGCUUCCAAGGAACCAUGAAUCUGCUUUACAACUGGGUCUUGGAGAAAGAGAGAUAAGUGACUUGCUUCGGGGGAUACAUCGAGUUCAAACUCCCCAACCAGGAACAAAUGACGAAAAUGAACAUGUUGAAGAAGAUGGGUACAUUAAACAGAAGGAAAUUGAUUCAGAGGAUAUCUGCUCUAUUUGUCAAGAGCUACUUUUAGAGAAAAAGCUUCCUGUCACCUUUUGCAGGUUUGGCUGUGGCAAUAGUAUUCAUAUAAAAUGCAUGAAGAUCUUAGCUAAUUAUCAGAGUACAUCAAACACUUCCAUGUUGAAAUGUCCUCUGUGCAGGAAAGAGUUUGCACCAUUAAAACUGAUUUUGGAGGAAUUCAAAAACUCUAGCAAACUAGUAGCUGCAGCAGAAAAAGAGAGACUGGACAAACACCUUGGGAUUCCCUGUAAUAACUGCAAACAGUUUCCAAUUGAGGGGAAGUGUUAUAAGUGUACCGAAUGCAUAGAAUAUCACUUAUGCCAGGAAUGUUUUGAUAGCUGCUGCCAUCUUUCCCACACGUUUACAUUUCGUGAGAAAAGAAACCAAAAAUGGAGAUCACUAGAAAAAAGAGCAGAUGAAGUUGUAAAAUACAUAGAUACUAAAAAUGAGAUUGAAGAAAAGAUGUCACAUUUUCAAGAAAAGCAAGGCCAAGUUUACACACCAAAACACAUUGUAAGAUCACUGCCUCUCCAACUGAUUACUAAGAAUAGUAAGCUGCUUGCUCCAGGCUACCAGUGUCUACUUUGUUUGAAGGCAUUUCAUCUUGGUCAACAUACAAGAUUGCUACCAUGUACUCACAAGUUUCACAGGAAGUGUAUUGACAACUGGUUAUUCCACAAGUGCAAUUCAUGCCCUAUUGAUGGACAAGUUAUAUAUAACCCUUUAACUUGGAAAAAUUCAGCAGUGAAUGGACAAGCACAUCAGUCUGUUUCAAACAGAGACAUCAUUCAUCUAUCAAAGCAGAAAGAACCAGAUCUUUUUAUUCCUGGUACUGGAUUAGUCUUAAAACAAAAUAGACUUGGAAUUUUACCUAGCAUACCUCAGUGUAAUUUUGAUGAAUUGAAUACACCUCAAAGCCCAAAAGAUGCCUAUGAAAAUACAACAAUAGAUAAUCUAUGCUCUAUCAAAUUAGAUAAUUCAAAUUCAAAAAAAUUAACCUAUGAUUAUAAAAUUAGCCAACAUUUUCCCAGGUAUCUUCAAGAUUUACCCACUGUGUCAUUUGGGAAAAUACCAUCUCAAACACUGCUUCCUCCUAUUGUUCAUAAGAAUAUUGUGUGUCCCACUGCAAUGGAAAGUCCAUGCAUCAGUGGAAAAUUUCACACUAGUCUAAGCCGGAUGACCAAAGGCUGUAAAUGUAAUAACCACAACCUAAAGAAGACUCCUGCCACUAAAAUAAGAGAGGACAACAAGAGAUCAACUUUACUUCCAGAGGAUUUCAAUCUUAUUGUCAAUUGGAGCACAGCUAAACUUAGUUUGUCUAAAAGGUAUAGUAACUGUAUGGGGGAAAUUACACGAAAAUGUAGUCAUCUAUCAAGACAGCCUGUGUCUCACUCUGUAAAUACAAAAAGUACUGAGCUAUCUUUAAUAAUAGAAGGAGUUCAAUUGUGAAAAAGUUUACUAUCUGAAAAUAUUUGAAUGUUGAAUAUAAAAAAAUGUUUUAUAUAGAACAUAAAAAGCACACAUAGUCUUGACAAAUGUAUAUAAAAUUCUCUGUUGGAAUUUGCCUACUUACCUAUAAACAGCUCACUACACUUAAAGGAAAUGAUUCUAUUACUUAUAUGACUUACAGCAUUAGGUGUCUUCAUGAAUAUAUUCAGGAUGUUAUAAAUAAUGAAUAAUUUUUAGAGCCUUUAUCUUAUUUUACUCUGAUUUUAGAAAUGUUUUACUUAAAUUAAGGAAAUAGAUUUUUCCUACUUUGAGUCACUGUUUUCAAAUAUUUUUCACGGUAGCACAUAACAUGCAGGGAUUACUCCCCGGUACUUCUGUAUUUUUUGCAUUUUUCUUGCACUAGUAAUUACCACAAACCUAUAAAAAAAAACCUUAAAAAACUCCAUAAAGGAGUUUUCUUAUACAUAAAAUGAAAAUAAAAUGAAAUACUAUCAGCUAUGUCACAUUUA
Messenger RNA from Homo sapiens (human), 2451 nucleotides. RefSeq names its product zinc finger SWIM-type containing 2 (gene ZSWIM2). Gene Ontology annotation, molecular function: ubiquitin-protein transferase activity; ubiquitin protein ligase activity; zinc ion binding. The coding region runs from base 41 to 1942 and encodes 633 amino acids. The record is from RefSeq and is marked validated. The transcript has 9 exons. Gene Ontology annotation, biological process: protein polyubiquitination. Lineage: Eukaryota; Metazoa; Chordata; Mammalia; Primates; Hominidae.